UUAUUGAUUUGCACUGUGAAAUAUUUCAUAUUUUGGUUGUGCAAUGCAAAUAUUCCCAAGCAGCAUUUAACCCCUUACGUUGGUCAGUUGGUGUUGGUGCAGUUCGUCUAAUCCAAACAUGGGCCAAUCCGCAGUUACCCUAAUACUGGUUUUUGCCUUGAUUACGUGUCUGAAACAAGUCGCAGCAGGUGAUGGAAAAACCAUCUCCGCCAAUGAGCUAAAGACGAUCUUGGCCGCAAUUCCCGAAGCAGAACGCGAUGGCUUCAUCAGAAGCAACAUAGAGCUUGGCUAUAAAAUAGAGCAACGGAAGCAGCCUUGGGAAGAUGAAAAAUCGGGCAAAUUAGCCGUGCAGAUUUUCCGCUAUUUUCUGGAUAUCAAGCGCAACAGCAAGGCGGUUUUCAAGUCUUUGAAGGCUGCUGAUGUUAUCUGCUAUCCAGACCCGAUUGGCUGUAUUGAUAGUGACGAUUCCGGAAUCAGGCCUAUUUGAACCUGUGAUGCUCAAGUGCGCAAAAAACUUUACUGAACAGUUAGUGUUAUGAAAGAAUUUUUGCUCUCCAAGCAUUAAAAGCCGGUUUUUGUUCGCAUUGGACGAACGGAACGAAUUAAAAUGAAUAUAAUACUAUUAAAAUUAAUAGUUGUUCCUUAGCAAAUUAGCAAGCAUUACCACAUUUAAAAUAUUACCAACUUCAUUCGUUCCUUUCGUCCGAUGCCAAGGAAAAUGCGCGCUAACUUUCAGGCUUCUCAAUGUGUUCGCAUUUAAGCGACUUUCCAGCUUCUUUACGUUUUGCGUGCUUCCAUAUAGGAUUCGGAAAUUUAUUUUAACUCAUACAUUCUCAAAAAUUGGCCGGAUUAUACAAAACAAGGCGAAGAUUCAUUGGGAUGCGGUCCGUUCGUUCCACGCAAACAAGUACAUUUUCAGCUUCCUUAGCCGUAAAAUGAUUAAAUCGAGGGCAAAAGUUCUUUUUCCAGACUAAUAUAUAAUACACAGACAAA
This is a messenger RNA of Dendroctonus ponderosae (mountain pine beetle), 993 nucleotides long. RefSeq lists its product as uncharacterized. The record is from RefSeq and is a predicted model, not a curated record. The transcript is spliced from 3 exons. Lineage: Eukaryota; Metazoa; Arthropoda; Insecta; Coleoptera; Curculionidae. Bases 119 to 487 code for a protein of 122 amino acids.